Molecule: messenger RNA, 458 nt
Organism: Pelodiscus sinensis (Chinese soft-shelled turtle)
Lineage: Eukaryota; Metazoa; Chordata; Testudines; Trionychidae
Source: RefSeq, a predicted model, not a curated record
GAGCCCUCUACAGGGACGUCAUGCAGGAGAACUACGAGGCGGUGACCUCGCUGGGGUUUCCCGUUCCCAAACCUGAACUGAUCGCCCGGUUAGAACGAGGGGAAGAACCCUGGGUACCCGACCGCCAUGCCGGGGAGGAAAGAGAGAUCCUGAGAGGCACCCACACAGGUGAGGACUGUCACAGCAUCCAGCAAAUGAAGGAAAAAGUUCAGAAUUCCAACCAUGAGGUGGCAAGACAGGGAGUGAGAAUGAAGAGGGGAAUCAACAGCAGGAGGUUCCUAGGGAAAUGGAACCGCAAACGACCUUUGUGGGAAGAGCUGAAAGGAAUAUUUCCCAGGGUUUGGAACAGGGAGAAGGAUGGAGAAAUUGGCACAGGCCGGAGAGGCUGCUGGGAAGCCACCCAAGGUAUGUUUGAGUUCACCUCUUACACGUACUAUAGUGCUAUCUUUUUAUCAUGA